AUGGUCAAUGCCAGGGCUUUCAGUGCCCCAGGAAAGGCACUUUUAGUUGGGGGAUACUUGGUUCUAGAUCCACGCUAUUCUUCCUAUGUUGUAGCACUCUCAUCUAGAAUGCACGCAAUAGUUACUGAAGUGAAGUCUUCAGAUCCUGAAGGCAUUAAAAUUACUGUUCGCAGCUCUCAAUUCAAUGGAGAUGAGUGGAACUAUGAAGUGAAGGGAGAGAAGGGAAGCCAAAACUUCAAACUGUCGGAAAUGAACGAUAAAAAGAAUCCUUUUGUUGAGAAGACCCUGCUCAAUAUAUUCACUUACUUUCAGAUCUCGCUUAGUGAAACUUCAAAUAUCAUGAUUGAUAUUUAUUCAGAUGCAGGCUAUCAUUCUCAGGCAAAUAGUGUGGUCAAGAAAAACUAUCACAAAGAGUUUAGAUACCACACAAAAUCUAUCACCGAAGUUCCUAAAACUGGAUUGGGUUCGUCUGCGGGACUCGUUACAGUAUUGACAACUGCCUUAGUUUCAUUCUUCAAACCGAAUAUUUCGGUCGCCAAGGUUGCGGAUUUGAAUUUAAUUCACAACCUUGCCCAGGUUUCGCAUUGUCAAGCGCAAGGAAAGGUAGGAAGUGGCUUUGACGUGGCAGCAGCAACUUUUGGUUCAAUUUUAUAUCGGAGAUUUGACCCUGAUUUAAUUAAUAAACUCCCACCGAUCAAUUCUACGGAGUAUCAAGGAUCCCUGGUCAAUUUGAUUGAUGAAACUGAUUGGAAAAUUACUGCGGAGCCGAUAGGCCUACCUAAAGGCUUGAGGCUAGUGAUGGGAGAUGUUAGUAGCGGCUCUGAAACAACCAAAUUAGUGGCCAAAGUUAAAGAAUGGUUCAAUAAAAACACCCCCAGAAGCGAAGAAAUCUACGAUGCAAUUAACGAGGGAAACUUAAGAUUUAUCGAUGGAAUCAAUGAACUAUCGAAACUACUUGAGCAAUCACCUGAUAAAUACGAGGGUAUGAUUCAAUCUCUGGAAAAGGGAGGAGAUCCCAAGUCAUACGAGUGCUUCAAAAACAUAAUGGAUGCAGUUGAUCAAAUAAGGGAGAAUUUUAGGAUAAUUACCCUUGAGUCUGGUGCUGAUAUUGAACCUCCAGUUCAAAGCAAACUCAUAGAUGACUCUUUAAAAUUGAGAGGAGUUCUGACCGGCGUCGUUCCUGGUGCUGGUGGUUACGAUGCUAUAUCGUUGAUUGCAACCGAGCAUGCGAACUUACCUUCCCAGACAGAAAAAGACAGCAACUUUAAGAAUGUCACAUGGUUAAAUUUGCGUCAAGAAAACACUGGUCUUGCAGAAGAACUUCCAUCUCAUUACUACAAUCUCGAGUAG
Lachancea fermentati is the source of this 1350-nucleotide messenger RNA. Lineage: Eukaryota; Fungi; Ascomycota; Saccharomycetes; Saccharomycetales; Saccharomycetaceae. The record is from the annotation of a GenBank genome assembly.